GCCAAUGGGCGAGCAGAGAGGGCGAGCUGGUCCCUGUGGCCGCCAUUAAAGCGAAGGGAAAACCCGUGAAUUCGGAUUAAAGGGGGAAAAACACCGCCCGCUGGGCCCACAAAAUGGGGGAGACUACGGCGUCCAGGCGGUGAGGCCGCAGGAGGGCAGACGUUAGGCCGGCUCGGCUCGGGGACGACACGGAGACAGAGCCAGAGAAUGGUGUGAGCCCGCAGACGCCGCCACCACCUCCGCCGCUGAGGAGACUCUGGGCUUAAGGACAUCGCUGCUGCCGGGCCGGGGGCCUGGGCUUCUCUCCCGGUUCUCGCCCUUCCCGCCCCUGUGCGGGCGCCUCCCCGCCCGGGAGAACCCUCCAGGGCUUGGGCUCUGCCGUCUUGGACUCGAUUUUGAUUAUUUAUUGUGUAAUUUAUUAUUUUUUUGCGGUAGGGGCACACAUCCCAUCCGUCCCCCGGAGAGGGACCAGCGUCCGCGGGCUCCGCAGUCCGGCCCGCCAGGCGAGCGCGGCGCGGCCCUCCCGCCUCCGGCCCUCGGCCCCGGGCGGCUGGGUGCCGGCCGGGCGGCGGGGGCUGCUCCCGGCGGCGGCGGCGGCGGCGGGGGGUGGGUGGGGAGGGCGGGCGGCCCGGCGGCCUCCUCUUCCACCGCCCCCCCAACCACUACCCCCCCCCCCGCCCUCCCCGGUGUCUGUGUUUCUCUCUCUGGUCGGAGGCGGCGGUAAUGGCGGAUGGUGGGUUGUGGCGCCGGCGGCGGCUGCUGUGAGGGACGAUGAGUGCCUCCUUCGUGCCGAACGGGGCCAGCCUGGAAGAUUGUCACUGUAACCUCUUCUGCCUGGCUGACUUGACGGGAAUUAAAUGGAAAAGAUAUGUAUGGCAAGGCCCAACUUCUGCCCCUAUUCUGUUUCCUGUGACAGAAGAAGACCCCAUUUUGAGCAGUUUUAGUCGCUGCCUUAAGGCAGAUGUACUUGGUGUUUGGCGGCGAGAUCAAAGACCUGGAAGAAGAGAAUUGUGGAUAUUUUGGUGGGGUGAAGACCCCAAUUUUGCUGACCUUAUUCACCAUGACUUAGCAGAAGAAGAAGAUGGAGUGUGGGAGAAUGGACUUUCCUAUGAAUGCCGUACUCUGCUUUUCAAAGCAGUUCACAAUCUAUUGGAACGGUGUUUAAUGAACAGGAAUUUUGUACGUAUUGGCAAGUGGUUUGUAAAGCCUUAUGAAAAAGAUGAAAAACCUAUAAAUAAAAGUGAACACUUGUCCUGCUCUUUCACCUUUUUCUUGCAUGGAGACAGCAAUGUUUGUACCAGUGUGGAAAUUAACCAACAUCAACCUGUAUACCUUCUCAGUGAAGAGCAUAUCACCCUUGCUCAACAGUCUAAUAGCCCAUUUCAAGUUAUCUUAUGCCCAUUUGGAUUAAAUGGCACCCUAACAGGACAGGCAUUCAAGAUGUCUGAUUCAGCUACAAAAAAAUUAAUUGGUGAAUGGAAACAGUUCUAUCCUAUCUCAUGUUGCUUGAAGGACAUGUCUGAAGAAAAACAGGAAGAUAUGGAUUGGGAAGAUGAUUCUUUAGCUGCAGUAGAAGUUCUUGUUGCUGGUGUCAGAAUGAUCUACCCAGCAUGCUUUGUUGUAGUCCCUCAGUCAGACAUUCCUACUCCUAGCUCUGUGGGAUCCACUCACUGUUCAUCAUCUUGCUUGGGUGUCCACCAAGUGCCUGCUUCCACAAGAGAUCCUGCUAUGUCUUCAGUUACACUUACACCACCUACGUCUCCUGAGGAAGUCCAAACAGUUGAUCCUCAGUCUGCUCAGAAGUGGGUCAAAUUUUCUUCAGUCUCUGAUGGCUUCAACUCCGAUAGUACUAGCCACCAUGGUGGGAAAAUACCCAGAAAAUUAGCAAAUCAUGUGGUGGAUAGAGUUUGGCAAGAAUGCAAUAUGAACAGAGCACAGAAAAAGAGGAAGUAUUCUGCUUCAUCAGGUGGUCUAUGUGAAGAAGAGACAGCUGCUAAAGUGGCAUCCUGGGAUUUUGUUGAAGCCACACAAAGAACAAAUUGCAGUUGUUUGAGGUUAAUGGUGCAAUGUAAGAAACCUUUAAAAGUUUCUGAUGAAUUAGUGCAGCAAUAUCAAAUUAAAAAUCAGUAUCUUUCAGCAAUAGCAUCUGAUGCAGAACAAGAACCUAAAAUUGAUCCAUAUGCAUUUGUUGAAGGAGAUGAGGAAUUCCUUUUUCCUGAUAAAAAAGAUAGACAAAAUAGUGAGAGAGAAGCUGGAAAAAAACACAAGGUAGAAGAUGGGACAUCUAGUGUAACAGUGUUAUCACAUGAAGAAGAUGCUAUGUCAUUAUUUAGUCCCUCUAUCAAGCAAGAUGCUCCACGCCCUGCUAGUCAUGCCCGUCCUCCAUCAACAAGUUUGAUUUAUGACUCAGACCUGGCUGUCUCUUAUACUGAUCUUGAUAAUCUCUUCAAUUCUGAUGAAGAUGAACUAACACCUGGAUCUAAAAAAUCAGCGAAUGGAUCAGAUGAUAAAGCCAGCUGCAAGGAAUCAAAGACAGGAAAUCUGGACCCGUUAUCUUGCAUAAGCACUGCAGAUCUUCAUAAAAUGUAUCCUACACCACCAUCAUUGGAACAACAUAUUAUGGGAUUUUCCCCAAUGAAUAUGAAUAAUAAAGAAUAUGGUAGUAUGGAUACAACGCCUGGAGGAACUGUUCUAGAAGGAAAUAGUUCUAGUAUAGGAGCACAGUUCAAAAUUGAGGUUGAUGAGGGAUUCUGUAGCCCCAAACCUUCUGAAAUUAAAGAUUUUUCUUACGUCUAUAAGCCUGAAAAUUGUCAAAUUCUAGUGGGAUGUUCCAUGUUUGCACCUCUAAAAACUCUACCAAGCCAAUAUCUGCCCCCUAUCAAAUUGCCAGAAGAGUGUAUUUACCGUCAGAGUUGGACUGUUGGAAAAUUGGAAUUGCUUCCUUCAGGGCCUGCAAUGCCAUUCAUCAAAGAGGGUGAUGGAAGUAACAUGGAUCAAGAAUAUGGCCCUGCUUAUACACCUCAAACUCAUACUUCUUUUGGAAUGCCUCCCAGCAGUGCACCUCCUAGUAACAGUGGAGCAGGAAUUCUUCCUUCUCCAUCCACCCCUCGGUUUCCAACUCCAAGGACUCCAAGGACUCCUCGGACUCCUCGUGGAGCUGGUGGACCUGCUAGUGCUCAAGGUUCAGUCAAAUAUGAAAAUUCAGACUUGUAUUCACCAGCUUCCACCCCAUCUACAUGCAGACCCCUUAAUUCUGUUGAACCUGCAACUGUCCCUUCCAUCCCUGAAGCACACAGUCUUUAUGUAAACCUCAUCCUUUCAGAAUCAGUUAUGAAUUUGUUUAAAGACUGUAACUUUGAUAGUUGUUGCAUCUGUGUCUGCAACAUGAAUAUCAAGGGUGCCGAUAUUGGAGUUUACAUUCCAGAUCCAGCGCAGGAAGUACAGUAUAGAUGUACCUGCGGCUUCAGUGCUGUCAUGAACAGAAAAUUUGGAAACAAUUCAGGAUUAUUUCUUGAAGAUGAACUGGAUAUCAUAGGACGCAAUACAGACUGUGGCAAAGAAGCAGAAAAACGUUUUGAAGCUCUCAGGGCUACCUCUGCUGAACAUGUUAAUGGAGGACUAAGGGAAUCUGAAAAAUUGCCUGAUGAUUUGAUAUUAUUGCUACAAGAUCAGUGCACUAAUUUAUUUUCACCCUUCGGAGCAGCAGACCAAGAUCCUUUUCCUAAAAGUAGUGUAAUUAGCAAUUGGGUACGUGUUGAAGAGCGUGACUGUUGCAAUGACUGCUACCUUGCAUUAGAACAUGGGCGUCAGUUCAUGGAUAACAUGUCAGGAGGAAAAGUUGAUGAAGCACUUGUGAAGAGUUCAUGCUUACACCCCUGGUCCAAAAGAAAUGAUGUGAGUAUGCAGUGCUCACAGGAUAUACUUCGAAUGCUCCUCUCUCUUCAGCCAGUUCUUCAGGAUGCCAUUCAGAAAAAAAGAACAGUAAGACCUUGGGGUGUUCAAGGUCCUCUUACUUGGCAACAGUUUCAUAAAAUGGCUGGCCGAGGAUCUUAUGGAACUGAUGAAUCCCCAGAACCACUGCCAAUCCCCACAUUUUUGUUGGGUUAUGAUUAUGAUUAUCUGGUGCUUUCUCCAUUUGCUCUUCCUUAUUGGGAGAGACUUAUGCUGGAACCCUAUGGAUCUCAAAGAGAUAUAGCCUAUGUUGUACUGUGUCCAGAGAAUGAAGCCUUGUUAAAUGGAGCCAAAAGCUUUUUUAGAGAUCUUACUGCAAUAUAUGAGUCCUGUCGAUUAGGUCAACAUAGACCUAUUUCUCGACUGCUAACAGAUGGGAUCAUGAGAGUUGGAUCUACUGCAUCAAAGAAACUAUCAGAAAAGUUGGUAGCAGAAUGGUUUUCUCAGGCAGCUGAUGGUAACAAUGAAGCAUUUUCUAAACUCAAGCUUUAUGCACAAGUCUGCAGAUAUGAUCUAGGUCCUUAUCUUGCUUCCCUGCCAUUGGACAGCUCUCUACUUUCCCAGCCAAAUUUAGUUGCCCCUACAAGUCAGCCUUUGAUUACUCCAUCUCAGAUGGCAAAUACCGGAAAUGCUAAUAACCCAUCUGCCACCUUAGCAUCUGCAACAAGCACUACUAUGACAAUGACUUCAGGUGUUGCCAUAUCUACUUCAGUUGCCACAGCUAAUUCAGCUUUGACCACAGCUUCAACUUCAUCUUCAUCAUCCUCCAACUUGAAUAGUGGAGUAUCAUCAAAUAAACUACCUUCAUUUCCACCCUUUGGCAGUAUGAACAGUAAUGCUGCAGGAUCCAUGUCUACACAAGCAAAUGCAGUUCAGAGUGGUCAGCUAGGUGGGCAACAGCCAUCAGCUCUACAGACAGCUGGGAUUUCUGGAGAGUCAUCUUCACUUCCCAUUCAGCCACAUCCUGAUGUGUCUGAAAGCACGAUGGAUCGGGAUAAAGUGGGAAUCCCCACAGAUGGUGAUUCACAUGCAAUCACUUAUCCACCUGCAAUCGUUGUUUAUAUAGUUGAUCCUUUUACAUAUGAAAAUAAAGACGAGAGCACUAACUCUUCUAAUGUGUGGACAUUGGGGCUACUUCGAUGCUUUCUAGAAAUGGUCCAGACUCUUCCUCCUCAUAUCAAGAGUACUGUUUCUGUACAGAUUAUUCCUUGUCAGUACCUGUUGCAACCUGUGAAGCAUGAAGAUAGACAAAUCUAUACCCAGCAUUUAAAAUCCCUGGCUUUUUCGGCCUUUACCCAGUGUCGGAGGCCACUUCCAACAUCAACCAAUGUGAAAACAUUGACUGGCUUUGGUCCAGGUUUAGCCAUGGAAACUGCCCUUAGAAGUCCUGAUAGACCAGAGUGUAUUCGACUUUAUGCACCUCCUUUUAUUCUGGCUCCAGUGAAGGACAAACAGACAGAGCUAGGAGAAACAUUUGGAGAAGCUGGACAGAAAUAUAAUGUUCUUUUUGUGGGCUACUGUUUAUCACAUGAUCAAAGGUGGAUUCUUGCAUCUUGCACAGAUCUAUAUGGAGAACUUUUAGAAACUUGUAUCAUUAACAUCGAUGUUCCAAAUAGGUAUUUGUAUUUCCCUAAAUGUAUCAUAUUAUUCCAUUUUUUAAAAUUCAUGUAUAUAUAUAUAUAUAUAUACACACACACUCACAUACACACAAACAUUUUUACUGUUACUUUGAUUUUUGUUUUUUUUACUGUUGAUACAGAUUGGAGCUGUUUGCUGAGUCGUCGAAAUUUGCAGUCUCUAAGUAAAAGGCUCAAAGACAUGUGUAGAAUGUGUGGUAUAUCUGCUGCAGACUCCCCUAGCAUUCUCAGUGCUUGCUUGGUGGCAAUGGAGCCCCAAGGCUCUUUUGUUAUUAUGCCAGAUUCUGUGUCAACUGGUUCUGUAUUUGGAAGAAGCACUACUCUAAACAUGCAGACAUCUCAGCUAAAUACCCCACAGGAUACAUCAUGUACUCAUAUACUUGUGUUUCCUACUUCUGCUUCUGUGCAAGUAGCUUCAGCUACUUAUACCACUGAAAAUUUGGAUUUAGCUUUCAAUCCCAACAAUGAUGGAGCAGAUGGAAUGGGUAUCUUUGAUUUGUUAGACACAGGAGAUGAUCUUGACCCUGAUAUCAUUAAUAUCCUUCCUGCUUCUCCGACUGGUUCUCCUGUACAUUCUCCAGGAUCUCAUUACCCCCAUGGAGGUGAUGUGGGCAAGGGUCAGGGUACUGAUCGGCUACUUUCAACAGAAGCUCAUGAUGAAGUACCUAAUAUUCUUCAGCAACCAUUGGCCCUUGGUUACUUUGUAUCAACUGCCAAAGCAGGUCCAUUACCUAACUGGUUCUGGUCAGCAUGUCCUCAAGCACAAUAUCAGUGUCCCCUUUUUCUUAAGGCCUCUUUGCACCUCCACGUGCCUUCAGUGCAAUCUGACGAGCUGCUUCACAGUAAACACUCCCACCCACUUGACUCAAAUCAGACUUCAGAUGUCCUCAGGUUUGUUUUGGAACAGUACAAUGCACUCUCCUGGCUAACCUGUGACCCUGCAAUCCAGGACAGACGCUCAUGUCUCCCAAUUCAUUUUGUGGUGCUGAAUCAGUUAUAUAACUUUAUUAUGAAUAUGCUGUGAUCUUCAUUUGAUGGAACUGUGCAAGAAAAAAACAAGGAAAAAUGGAUAUUUCGCUGCAGGGUUAAGUUACAAUUAUUUUCUCAGUGAAAGUCAUUUGUGAUGGGGCCUAAUUCUUACUACUUCAACAAAUAUUGUUUUGACUUAGGGGGAGGGGCUAUAACCCUGCUAUUUUUCAUUGACUCUACUGAACUCUUUAGGAUAAUGACCGAUCAUACAAAACGUAUUAUAACAUUUUCGUAGCAAAAUUAACCUUUUUUUUUCCAGUCACAGUAUUUGUGAAAAGUAAUGAGCCAUAGUACCCAGUCAUGUUAAAUGAAUAUUAAAAGCAUGGAGAGGAAACAUGAGGAACAAUGAAUUUCAACAUAUGGCUUCAGAACAUGAAGAUGUUCUUGUAUUGGAUUAUAGUAUCUAGUAUUCAAAAAUGCCUGCAUCUCUUAUUUAUUGUAAGUUUUUAAAUGUAUAAAUUGUCUUAUAUUUCUUAACCUCUUUUAUAAAAAUUUUCCUAGAAGGUUUAUACUGCCUUCUUGCUUUAAAGCAAUUGGUCUAAAAUAUAUGUAAUCGUCUUAAUUAAAAAGUUGCAGUAGGGUUGCUUUUAGAGUAUUAUUUUUUUGUAAGGGGGUGGGUGGGACAGUAAAUUUGUAUUGUCUCAAUGUACAGUUUAACGGGGAUAGAGGGGGAAUAAUGUCCAUACCAUUGUGUGUGGAGGAUUUACAGCUAAGCUGUAGUUGCAGAGUACAUGUACAGUAAUGAAGUUCACUGUGUUUAUAAAUUGAAAAGGUACCAGGUCUUACAGCAUUUUAUAUAUCACAUCUUUACAGAAUAACAUGAUGGCAAUAUACAAGUGGUAUUGUUAGGUGGUUUAACUUAGAAUAAAAUGAGAAUUCUUCAGUUAUAUUUUGUACUAUGGUUUAGGGCUAUGACUAAUAUUUCAGGCCAUUUCCAGUGAAAGAAACUUAGUUUUACAAGAAAAACAUUUGCUACUGAAUGCUUAAACUAAUUUUGGUGUUUAAUGUUACAUGCUUAAAUUUUUUUCAGUUUUAACAGUGGCACAUUUAGGCAUGGGAAUAUUAUUAAUUAAGAAAUUUAUCUUCAUGGUCUGCUAUAAGGUUGAAAUUUAGCCCAGCUCUAGGCAUUUAACAAAUUAUUUUACAAGCAGUCACUCUUGAUUGUUUGACUUUUUUUUUAAUUAAAAAUUGGGAAUGUAUGUGAGAGUAUGCAUAUGUAUGGGUGUGUGUGUGCGCGCAAUCAAACUGUGGUGUAAAUAGAUUCUCAGUGAAUUCUGGUAUUCAGACUCUAUUCCACUAGUGAAAGAACCAUUUUCUAAACUCCCUUGCCUUUUUUAUUUAUUUAAUUUUCUUGGUUUGGAGAUGUCAGUCCCAAACACCAGAGUCUGUACUUUUCUAUAACACAGCUCAGAUUAAAGUAGUGCAUAUGUCAAGGAGGUUCUCACCUCCCUAAAGAAGGGACUUGAAUUUUAGGGACUUUAAUUGACCCCUCCUUCAAUACAACUUUCCCCCUUCUUGUUUGCACAUGCCAAGAUAACUGCUUUUAUGCAGGCUUUACCCCCUUAAAAAAUCCUUUCUACAGUGCUGCUCACAAAAGAGCCCAAGUUCGCCUCCUACCUGCAUUGCUGACUUGAAUUCACAGUCGCCGAGUCUACCUAUCUUUCUUGGAAGCAGUCUAGCAAAAUUCCUAUUUGUACAUUCACUAAUUAUCACAAGGACAAAAUCAGUUGUAUUUACAAAACUCUAAUUCAGUGUUUUGUUUUUUUUUUAACUGAAACUUGUUUUGUGAAUACUCUAUGCUUAGAAUUAAAUAUAACUUUCUUAUGAACAAUAUAACUUCUUCAGAUUACGUAUAUGAAAACAUUAGCAAAUCUUGUUUUUUCUAUGAAGCAAACAAUUGACAAAGGUUUUCAAUCAUUUCUUCAAAAGUAUAAUGCAAUCCCAAUGGUCAGCAUAUUUUGAUAUUAAAUUUAAAGAUCACGUCUCUGCAUUUGUUUUUAAAUUAUGCUAACAACACAUAUUAUAUUGGUAUGUUUUCUUCUGUACUUUAUUUAAAAAAAACUUGUCUGAGAUUUGAAGGAAAAGAUGCUUAUUUGGAAUUUCCAUAAAAAGUAUCCUUUUUAUAUACUUAAUAGUGACUUUACAAAGUAAAAGCUAUAUUCUCAGUUAUUUAAAAUCACUAACCUGUGGUAACCACACCUGAGUUUGAAAGUAGAUUUAAAAUUAUUCCCUGACAGAUUAUUUAAAAUGGAGCCAUAAGGAGGGAACCCAGAAUACAAUUCUUUUUUAUUUGGGAAUCAGGGAAUACUGCCCAAAUAUACAGGAUUUAUGGAUAAGAUUUUUUUUCUUCCCUUCAUCUAUCCAUUCACACUCAAAAGAAAGUUAUUAAAUAACCAUUAUAAAAGUUCCAUAGACUUAUUUGAGAAAUUAAGCCUCUUGUGCAGGAUGGAUUUAACUUAGUAAUGUACUGUCACAGACAAGUAUGGGUAGUUUUGUUUAAAUAGGUAAGCAAAGUAUUAUACUUUAUAGCAGUGGGUUACCAACACCUUGACUUCUUUGUUACAGUGCUAACAUCUUUCUUUUGUGCAGUUAUUCAUUAUUAUUAAACAGGGAGGAAGUUCAGUAAUUCAGCAUUUAAAAAAGAUUAGUUAUAUAAUGUCUGCUUCCAGCCAGUGAGAAACAUCUAGCCAUACCUUUCUUAUGCAAGCCAUUCAGUUAUCAGGACUGUGAAUUAACACUGUAUGAAUAAAUUUCUGUACACCUUAUUGUUUGGCCAGAGGCCACCAAGUGUACUUAUAUGUAAUCCUUAAAUUUUAAAGUAGCUGUAAUUUUUAAAUAUUUCUAAACUUUUCUUAAACCACUAAAAUUAAGCUCUUACUACUUAGUCAACUAUCCUCAGCUGUAUUCGUACUCAAUUGUCAGUAUGGCACAGAUUACUGUAUUAAAAUAUUCUCCUUUCGUCUUCACAUUUACCUUCUGAGGUAAUUUUUUAACUUAAUGUGUUACUACAAAGAUUUGCAGAUCUUUAAUCAAGCACUAUGUUAAUACUGUAAUAUCAGAAUACUAUGUUGCAUUAUUUAAAAUGUUCAAAUUGAAUAGAUUAAAAAGUUUUUAAAUGCUAUUGCAUCAUAUAAUUUGCUAUUCAUCCACUAUGACAUUGCAUAUCAAUCAGUUAAUACACUUAAUGUUGCAUGAGUGAUAUUUUGGUCUGGGUUUCCUCUUAAGAUUUUAGUUUGUCUGAAUUAAGGGAAAAUGUUUUUAAUAUACAUUCGUAUUUUGUCCCACUCCUUCAAAAAUGAGCUGGAAAUCUUUUUGGUGUUUUUUUUGUUUUUUUUGGUGUUUUAAUGGGCCCAGAACUGUGGUUUAAAUUUUUAUAUAUGUGUUUUCUUUUUUGUGGAGUAUAAAUUUAAAACUGGAUUUGGGACCUAAAGUACUCCUCAGGUUGAUGUAUUCAUGAAGUUUUAAACUAGCUUUAGUUUUCAAAGUAAACUGGAUAUGUGGACCUUAAAGUUAUUGAGUUUAAGCUGCAAAUUGUAACGUCAUUACUGGACAUGUCAGCAUCAACCCUCUCAAAAUAGCUUGGUCACUUUAUGAAGGGGCGUUUUAAAGUUGUUGUUUAGCAGUGACAUUUAAUAUGGUCCAAUUGCUUUUCUUUUUAACGUGACAAAAAGAGAAUAAGGAACAAACACUAUUGCUGCCGAAUGCCAUAACACUGAGUUGUACAAAUUGUGAUUGAGGAAAUGAAAAGGUUUAUACUUUUUAAAAAAAAAAAACAAAAACAAAAAACAAAACUUCAAAUGGAAUAAAUUAUUCAUGAAGCCUUCA
Molecule: messenger RNA, 10442 nt
Organism: Cebus imitator (Panamanian white-faced capuchin)
Lineage: Eukaryota; Metazoa; Chordata; Mammalia; Primates; Cebidae
Gene: MED13
Product: mediator complex subunit 13
Exons: 28
Coding region: 772-6612 (1946 amino acids)
Biological process (GO): regulation of transcription by RNA polymerase II
Cellular component (GO): mediator complex
Molecular function (GO): transcription coregulator activity
Source: RefSeq, a predicted model, not a curated record